AUGUAUGGAGGGAAGGAAACACCAGCUAUGCAGGAGAGUGGAAAGGCCCAUAGACUAAAGCAAUUCCGUACAACUGUUGUGAGGCUGUAUUACAAGGCACUAGAUGAGAACGACCAAGACACCAAUUCAGAGCAUACAAAUGAAGAGCCUGAGGCACCUUUAGGCAUAAACUCAACACUACCCACAUCUCAAGACGACGAGCCAGACACAUCUACACCCCAGCCAAGGCCUGCACAAUGCCCCCAACGAAAUCGGCAAUUACCAGCCCGAUAUCGAGAUGACCUCAUACAAUUGGUAUUCGCUCAAUUCGACCAAUCACAAGAGAAAGAGAUCAACAGCCUAUUAGAAAAUGGUGUAUUCGAAGUGGUCAAAGUAGACAAUAUCCUAAAAGGCACCCGAAUCUUCAAUUCGCGGUUCGUUAAUGAGAUAAAGAAUCGGGGCACCGACAAGGCCUUCGAAAAGUCGCGACUAGUCGUACAAGCCUACAACGACAAAGGGAAAGAGAUCGUAUUGACUUAA
Molecule: messenger RNA, 519 nt
Organism: Talaromyces stipitatus ATCC 10500
Lineage: Eukaryota; Fungi; Ascomycota; Eurotiomycetes; Eurotiales; Trichocomaceae
Exons: 2
Coding region: 1-519 (172 amino acids)
Source: RefSeq, a predicted model, not a curated record